AUGAGUAUGUCACUAACCAAGCUCUUAAAAGCUCCAGUAAAAUUAUUUAAGAAAGAAGUCAUAACAUUUGUGAUCGUUCGAAGAUAUGACUUGGGGGUGCUCGAAGACAGUCUCCGCUACAUAGCAGUUAGGCCUUCGGCCUCGAAUUCGGUGUUACGUCAAAAAGUAUGGCAUUUACUGGACCUGCCCGAUUUUUGUGAAGAGGUCAUCCUACUCAAGGCAAACAAUGAAGUAAUACCGCUGACCGAGUUAAGAAAGGGCAAUGACCCCCAGAACCCGUUCGUCCUUGAAGUUUGGUUGCCUAACCAUGAUAAUCGUCUUACAUCCUCAACGACUGUCCAUAACAAUAUGCUGACCAUCGGCAAUGGAGAAAAACAAUCGCAAUUUUCAAAUAGACAUAAAAAUGACACAACGAUCUAUGAGAACACCCUCAAGGAGCAUGACGAUAAAUUCUGUGCUGGUACCUGCUUUUCUCAAUCAACACUAUCGAACGAAACAAUGGCGUUUAACAAAGUUCGCAUUGCAGCCAAUAAACAAACAGCAAACACUUUGCUAGCAGACUUCAAAAAGUCUGAUAUAUCCUGUCGAAUCUCCAGCACUUCACUCUUCAGACUGAAUAGAGGGAAGAGUCGCGAUAACUUUACGAAUAUUUUGUUAAAAAUACAAAGUGAUUUGUCUACGUUAAGUAAUAAACUGUCUGUGUUGGAAAACAAGCUGCCCGCGUGA
Messenger RNA from Spodoptera littoralis (African cotton leafworm), 726 nucleotides. The record is from the annotation of a GenBank genome assembly. NCBI's taxonomy places the organism in Eukaryota, Metazoa, Arthropoda, Insecta, Lepidoptera, Noctuidae.